AUGUUUGGUUUUAGCAUACAAAUUUUAUUUAUAGUUCUUCCCGGCGUCUUGGCCCUCUACGACUAUCAUCUAUUGCCGGAGACCCUCGAGCCACAACAUUAUGAUCUACGUAUUUUAACCCAUUUAAAUGACACCGCUCAAUAUUUCGAGGGAGUGGUAAAAAUUGAUUUAUGGGUACUUCAAACGACAAAGAAUAUAACUCUGCAUGCCAAGAACUUGACCAUAGAUAAAACUGGAAUUAGUGUGAAAUCGUCUAGAGAUAGCAAUUGCAUUGAAAAUGUAGAACUUUCUGAGAAGUAUGAAUUCUAUAUAAUGUAUUUAUGCAAAGAGCUAAAUGCAGGUGAGAAGUACAUAUUGGAAAUUCCCUUCAAAGGACAGUUGAAUGAAAGUCAAACGGGUUACUACAAAAGUUCCUACAAUGAUACAGAAAAUAAGUAUAAAACUCAUUACUUGGCAGUAACCCAAUUUUCACCUACAUUUGCUCGUCUGGCAUUUCCCUGCUUCGAUCAACCCAACUGGAAGGCAACGUUCAAUGUGACCUUCGGUUAUCAUAAGGAAUAUAAGGGUUUAAGUAACACUCCAGUGAGAAAAUGUGAAAAGCAUGAAUUUCUAGAGGAUUAUAUUUGGUGUUCCCAUGAGCAACUCUUACGGACUUCCACCUAUCUGGUAGCCUAUGCCAUACACAAUUUAACCAAUGCGGGAACUGUAACAAGUCUAACCCAUAAUCAAGUAGUCUUUCGCAAUUGGCUGCAGCCAAAGAUUGUUAAUCAAAGUGAUUUUUCUGUGGAAAUGGCACCCAAAAUUCUCAAAUACUUGGAAGAUUUUUUUCAAUUGAAUUUUCCCCUAAGCAAAAUUGAUCAGCUUAUCUCGCCAACUCAUAAAUUUAGAGCCAUGGAGAAUUGGGGCUUGGUUACAUACCAAGAGAAUGCAUUUGUCUUCAAUGAGGCUUACGAUUUGCAGGAGAAAAAGGAAACCAAUUGCAAUACCAUGGCCCAUGAGUUCAGCCAUCAAUGGUUUGGCAAUCUAGUGACUAUGAAAUGGUGGAAAGAUCUGUGGCUAAAAGAAGGACCUUCCACAUAUUUUGGCUACUUGGUUUUAGAUGCUUUGCAGCCUCAAUGGGAAUGGAGUGAUGGAAAAAUUACCAAGGAUUUGGCUUAUUUCUUUCGUCAUGAUGCCACCAACAUGACGCGACCUAUAUCACGUGAUGUCAAGAACUCUACCGAAGUGCUUGAUCAAUUUUCCAAGUAUGUCUAUGAGAAGGGAGCCCUAACUAUGCGAAUGUUGCACAAAAUAUUGGGCACUGAAAACUUCUUUGAGGGCAUAAGAAAUUAUUUGCAAAAAUAUGCCUAUCAGAAUGUUGAGCAAACGGAUCUUUUUAGUAGCCUUCAAGAGGUAGCCAAUGAGAAUAUCAAUUUGAAUGUUGUUAUGGAUUCUUGGACUCUACAAGAGGGUUAUCCAUUGAUCACGCUUAAACGUGACUACAAGAAGGGAGAAGUCAAAGUCAAUCAAAAGAGAUUCAUUCAGCAAAAUAAUCUACAAUUAGAGACACAAUGCUGGUGGGUUCCUCUCAGUUUUGUUAGUCAAAGUGAUCCAAAUUUCGAAGAUAUUCAACCCAAUCAUUGGCUAGAGUGUCCUAGCAAUGAGACAACUUUGAAAGUGGGUACUUCCAAGGAAUGGUUACUACUCAAUCCCCAAGUCUAUGCCAUUUAUCGUGUUAAUUAUGAUGAACAUAAUUGGAAAAUGCUUAUUAAUACUCUACAAAAUGAAGUUGAUUAUGGCGGCAUACCAAAAAUAAAUAGAGUUCAGUUAAUGGAUGAUCUCUUAGCCUUGGCUGCUCUAGGUGAACAGAGUUAUGAUCUGGUAUUCGAAUUGUUUGAGUAUUUGAAACUCGAAAGGGACUAUUUGCCCUGCGAGAGGGGUAUUACUUUACUACAACAAUAUGGUAGCUUACUCAAGGAUCAGGCAGCAGAGGACUUUAAUCUUUAUUUGAAACAACAAUUGACACCACAUUAUAGACGUUUACCCAAACUGAAAUUGAUUGAUAGCAUCGAGAUACCCGUCAAUGAGAUUGCCUUUAGGCGUUUCAUUUAUACCCAGUCUUGUCUCUACAAUGUCGAUGAUUGUGUCUCUCAGGCUGUGAUGCUUAAUACCAAUGAUUCAAGCAUAUCAGUGCCAGCAAACUUUCGCCAGUUGGUCUAUUGUAUAGCCAUAGAGAAAGGAACUACGUGGGAUUUUCAACAAAUGAUGAAACUUUUCAAGAAUUCACCUACACCAGCACAACAAAGCGCCUUUGCUUCGGGUUUGGGUUGCUCAAGUAACUUUUCACAGCUGAAAGAGUUCUUGGACUAUGCCAUACAUUCAGACACCAAGAGCAUCAGCGAUUGUUAUAUUCAGGCAGUAACAGCGGCUUUGAAACGUGACAAUGUGGCCAGGGAGACCAAGCAACAUAUAUUUGAUCAUGCUGAAAUGUUGAAUAAAAAAUUCAAGAGAAAGGAUUUAGAACCCAUUUUGAUGCACAUGGUUAAGGAACUAACAACUCCAGAGGAGCUAAGUGAACUGAAAGAACAUUUAAAGGACUUGAGCCAAUUUAAAGAGCCUGUAAAAAAAGUUUUAGAAUUAGUUGAAACCAAUUUAUUAUGGUUAAGACAAUAUUCCGUACAAUUUCGGGCAGUUUUACUUAAAAGGAUUUAUUAAUAAAAGCACGAAUUUCUAACCUUA
Messenger RNA from Drosophila willistoni, 2718 nucleotides. RefSeq names its product aminopeptidase N. Gene Ontology annotation, molecular function: peptide binding; metalloaminopeptidase activity; zinc ion binding. The record is from RefSeq and is a predicted model, not a curated record. Gene Ontology annotation, cellular component: cytoplasm. Bases 1 to 2694 code for a protein of 897 amino acids. The transcript has 5 exons. Lineage: Eukaryota; Metazoa; Arthropoda; Insecta; Diptera; Drosophilidae. Gene Ontology annotation, biological process: peptide catabolic process; proteolysis.